CAUUUUCGUACAUCUAUAAAUAGCAUAAGUGACUCUACUUUCUUUCUUUCUUUUUUCUAUAAUAUAAGUGAAUCUACUUUGAAUAAUAUCAACACACUCAAUUAUUUUAUGUCAAACAAAGCCUAACUCUGUCGUUUCCAGGCUCUCUUUUUGAGAUCAGCAUGUUGUUUGUACCUAGAGAUUUUGUACUUUCACUUGCCAUACUUGUGGUGUUAUUAAGCACACCAUGCUCAAGUUCUUACGAGAAGACCGAAGAAAGGAUAAAAUCAGCAGUGUUUUUGUCCCCAAAAUUUGAGCUAAGACCUGGAUCAGUUAUAAAUAAAUUUUAUGAUGAUAUUGAUUUUCCAAAAGGUCAUGUAGCAAUCAAGAGUUUUGAUGCUGAAGUUGUUGAUGAAGCUGGGAAUUCGAUACCGUUGCACGAAACUUAUCUCCAUCAUUGGGUUGUUGGAAGAUAUCAUCAAAGUAAUCAUGCCACACACACAGAAAAUGAUAGUCACAAGAUGCUUCAAAAAGCUUAUCCAGGUCUCGUGAGGAACAGUGGCAUUUGCCAAGGAAAUAUUCUUCCACAGUAUUUCGGCCUUGGAUCAGAAACACGAGGAACACCGACCGAUAUUCCGGAUCCUUUUGGUAUGGAGAUGGGUAAUCCAACAGAAAUUCCAGAAGGGUUUGAGGAGAAAUGGUUGUUUAAUAUUCAUGCCAUCGAUACACGUGGCGUAGAGGAUAAGCUAGGGUGCACUGAGUGCAAGUGUGAGCUUUAUAAUGUUACAGUGGAUGAAUAUGGAAGGCCUUUAAUGUCUGAUUAUAAAGGAGGUUUGUCAUGUUGUUAUGAUAAUACACAAUGCAAGUUGAAGGAAGGUUUUAAGGGACCAAAGAGAAGUCUUUAUCUGAAAUACAAAAUCAAAUGGGUUGAUUGGGAUGAAUUUAUAGUUCCUCUUAAGACAUACAUAAUUGAUGUUACUGAUAGUUUGAAACUAUCAGAUGAUUCAAAAGGAAUGAACUCAGAUCAUGAUUGUAAGAUUGAGUAUCAAGUUGAAUCUUGCAGCACAGACCAUGAGGAGGGAAAUGGUUGUGUUCAUGUGAAGAGGACAAGUCUCCCACUGCAAACUGGUGGCUAUGUGAUCUAUGCUGUUGCUCAUCAACAUUCAGGGGGAGUUGGAUCAACUUUAUAUGGACAGGAUGGGAGAGUUAUAUGUUCUUCUGUACCAAGUUAUGGACAUGGAAAUGAAGCAGGAAAUGAGGCAGGGUACAUUGUAGGAAUGUCUACUUGUUAUCCUAAACCAGGUUCUGUCAAGAUAAUUGAUGGUGAAAUUUUAACUCAUGAAUCUAACUACAACAACACCAAAGAGCAUACUGGAGUAAUGGGACUUUUCUACCUAUUGGUGGCAGAACAACUCCCAUACCAACACUUCAGACAUUCCACUCGUUCUUCGUUUUUUAUGGAUAUAAAUAAUAUAUGGUAAUAUCUUCUAAAAGAAAAAGAAACAGAAAUGUAUAUGGUGGUAUAAGUGGAGUUUCAUCGAUGGUAUCAAAGCAAUGUAUGAUCGAUAUGAGGAAUAAAUACAAGGUUGUAAAGUUUAAAGGGCAACUCGGUGAACUAAAACUCCUGCAGACACAGGGUUUGGGAAAAGAUCCCACCAUUUUGUACGCAGCCUUACCCUGUUUUUUACACAAAAUGUUGUUUUCAAAACUUGAACCCGUGACCUUUCAAUCACAAGGUUGUAAAGUGUAACUAAAUAAAUAAUUACAUUUCUCUCUAUAUUUUGCUA
This is a messenger RNA of Medicago truncatula (barrel medic), 1766 nucleotides long. RefSeq lists its product as uncharacterized. Bases 162 to 1460 code for a protein of 432 amino acids. Lineage: Eukaryota; Viridiplantae; Streptophyta; Magnoliopsida; Fabales; Fabaceae. The transcript has 5 exons. The record is from RefSeq and is a predicted model, not a curated record.